This is a messenger RNA of Stylophora pistillata, 2548 nucleotides long. Its product is annotated as beta-1 adrenergic receptor-like. The record is from RefSeq and is a predicted model, not a curated record. Gene Ontology annotation, molecular function: G protein-coupled receptor activity. Lineage: Eukaryota; Metazoa; Cnidaria; Anthozoa; Scleractinia; Pocilloporidae. Gene Ontology annotation, biological process: G protein-coupled receptor signaling pathway. Gene Ontology annotation, cellular component: plasma membrane.
GCUCGCAGAAGAUUGAAUAAAAUUAUUUGAAAAGUAACGUAUCAGUGUUGUAAAGACGAAACCAAGCGUGAAGGGAUCAUCCGGCCGCGACAGUGAGGUAAACGAGAAAGGUGUGAGAUAGGAAAAUGUAAUGACCAAACCCCCUGACCGUGUCCUUGUGAGAGUCUUCUCUGUUACGUGCAAGACACCGGUAUGAGACUAAUUCAAUUCAACUGCGCAGUUUCAUAUUGAGAACGGAAACGCCAACAACAGAAAAUCUUCCACCUCUCAAUAUUUCGCGCAAUUCGACUGAAUGUUGCCUUCAAAAGUUCAAAUAAGGAGAGCUUUGACUACACGUAUUGAAAAAUCCAUAUAUUCUUACAUCGUAUGUUCUGAAACUCUAAGAGUGAUUAGUAGCUAAACUUUCCUUACAAUAUCACACCUGAAUCACACCUGUUAUGGCCACGAGAUUAUAGAAAAUGAACACCAACUAAAUUCUCCUUCUCAACACCUCAAGAAAUGUAUUGAGAACAGUAUGGAGAAUAUGCAUACUGAUGUUACGGUGUUAAGUGUUAAGGAAAAUAUUACUUGAUUUUUAAUCAGAAUUUUUGUUUGUGUUUUUAAACGCGAGUAGAUUAAAUUGUUAGCGAUAGUUAACAGACUGUUAGCAUAGUAGACGAUUGACUGACGUCUCUGUUUUAUCUAAACGUCAUUAUUUCAAAUCUUAAAGCUAUUAGAAAUAGUUUUCAAGGAUAGUUUUUAACAAAGUCGUUGAAAUGGAGGUGAAUUUUUCUGGUAGGGUAAGGCAGUAAAAUAGAUUGAAUUAACUUGCGAUGUCUAGUUCUAAAAUGUUCAGGAAGAACCCCAAAAUGUUAUCACAUCAAAAUUUCAUCUUAGUUAUUUGACAUGUGCCAAGGAGAAAAACAAAUUGGUAAAACUUCCUGUACGUGUCACUUUAGCAGAUGUCUCGAACACAACAUGGCAACGUCAGAUGAAGAAUCUCACUGCAAACUGCCACUCGGAUUCCCUGGUGAAAUCGUGGCAAUGGUUUUGUACACUUCGCUUAUCAUCGUCGGAUCGUCGGGAAACAUGUUCGUGAUUCUUGCUAUCAACCGGACACCAACUCUGAGGAACGUGUGUGGAAUCCUGAUAGCAAACAUGGCAGUAGCUGAUCUGAUGGUGACAGCAAUAGUAAUGCCUGUAAUAGUCUAUGUCCUAAUUCAGGGAUUUUUGGAUGAGUGUACCUACCAUACUCCACUUUUUGUUAGCUGGAUAAUAGCACUUUUCUCUGCUGGUUCCUCGCUAAAGACGCUAACUACCCUCAGUGUGGAUCGCUGCUUUGCCAUCUGUCGCCCAAUAAAACACAAAACAAUCGUAACUGUAACAAAAGCAAAGAUAGUCAUCGCAAUGACCUGGGUCGGAUCUUUAAUCCUUCCCCUCUUAGAGACAUUCUAUCCUGGAUCAACACCCUCCAAAUUUUUUCAGACCAUUGGAGUGGUCUGCUAUUAUUCUAUCAUGGUCAUGAGCGGUAUUUUCACAAUCAGGCAUGUGCGCGCAAACUCACGACAAAUAGGUUCACUACACCAGGGUCAAGGAACUUCUCGUCUCGCUGCAGAUUUGAACCAGAGGAACAAACAGGUCGCUAAGACGAUUGGACUCGUUGUGUUCGUCUUCACUCUUUGUUGGAUCCCACUUGCGUAUCUUAUUGGUAUUGAGAUCAAUAAAGACAGGAAUAAUAGACUCUAUUUCUGGUUCGCUUCACUGGGACUCGCCAACUCAGCAGUAAACCCGUGGAUUUACUUCUAUCGACAGCCAAACUAUCGUAAAGCGCUCAAAUCUUUACUCGGAUGCAAACGAGGUACACCUAACGUCGUUGUGCAAGUGCAAAAUCGCACUACAACACAGGGGACUAAAGUGAACACGUGAAAAAAAAAAAGGCGGCGCCUUCUUUGAACCGUUUAACUUCUAAGAUCGUCCUUGUAAUUCUUCCCCCUUGCUGCAAUACAUUUGGUUUUAAAUAUGUCCAGACAGUGAGAGUUGCCUAAGAUAACAUUUGUUUAGAAAUAAUGAGACUACCGUAACUUUAAGCGGGAUAGCGUUUUAAAAGUGUUCCAAGAAGUUAGAAAUCAUGAUAUAUUCACAUAAUAGGUACGAUUUAUAGCAGCGGCGACUCGAGAAGACUUUCCAAUUUUUAAUUGUCACCUAAUACCUUAGUUCUAAUUACUAAUAAAAAUCAAUUUUUGAAAGGUACCUAAAAAUAUAUUGGAUAUAAUUGAAUCUAGACUGAUAUUUUUGGUAAGGUUGCAGCGAAAAUUUCGAAAGUUUUCGAUAGCACUUCAUGAAAGUGGAACGAUCAUGCGAAUGUUUUAAAAUCUUGAUGAAAAUGACUUUGAAAAGAAGACAGCUUCUUCGAGACGGUUUUUUAAAACGUUCUUAGUCUUUAAAUGAAGUUUCCGCUACAGAAUGUAACUAUUUCUUUGACCUUUAGUCCGCAGACGAUUGUGUUAAAUGAUUUGAAAAGCAACGUUUCAGUGUCGUUAAGACGCCGCGCAGAACCAACUACAACAAC